Molecule: messenger RNA, 795 nt
Organism: Sceloporus undulatus (fence lizard)
Lineage: Eukaryota; Metazoa; Chordata; Lepidosauria; Squamata; Phrynosomatidae
Exons: 5
Coding region: 1-795 (264 amino acids)
Source: RefSeq, a predicted model, not a curated record
AUGGCCUGUGCUGGUUCUAACUGCCCCUACAGCAACAGCAGAGUCCAAGGGGGAAAUGUCGAUGGGGUUUAUCACAUGGAGGAGAUUGGGCGGGCUGGCGACCAGGGCCCUGCCCGCUUUGUUCUCUGGGACCGGCAGCUGAGUCCCCCCCACGCAGCCCCCGCUCUCUCUCUCUCUCGGCUGGCGAGGAGGAGGGCGCCAGCCAGGGCAGCCAGGGCAGGGAUUCCGGCGGCGCAGGCAGAGGGGCAGAGCUGCCGCUGCUGGGCGCCGGCUGCGGAGAAGGAAGGAAGGAAGGAAGGAGGCGCCGGGGGCAGAGGCAGCAGCAGCAGCAGCCCUGGGCCCUCUCCCUUCUCCCCCAGAGAGCCCUCCUCUCCCGCUGCCCGCCUCCUCCGGGGAAGAGAAGGGGAAGCAGCCACAACCAGCAGGAGACCAGCAGCAGCCCCCGAUCCCAUCCUCGGAGGGAGCCCCGGCGGAGGGCCAAGCAGCGCCAGCCUGCUUGUUUCAGCUGAAAAAUUGCUUCCCUUAACAUCAUCCUACCCUCGUCUUUCUGGAAGUGUAACUGCUGAGCUGUCAUUGCUGUGGGGAGCCUUUUGUGAGAUACUAUCUCAUUGUCUGUGCAAGCUAAUACCUGGUGUCUUUCUCCUGCCGUCUGGUUCUCUACUCAUGGAUAGCUCAAAGAGGAAAAAGAAAGGACAGGGGAGGAGAACUGGCUCAGGAAUGCAGACAGCAUGUGCAUACGGAGUUGACAUUUUCUCUGCUCUGUCUCUACCACAACCUGAAGACGCCUGCUGGUGA